Messenger RNA from Exophiala viscosa, 964 nucleotides. Its product is annotated as NUDIX hydrolase domain-like protein. The record is from RefSeq and is a predicted model, not a curated record. Bases 145 to 768 code for a protein of 207 amino acids. Gene Ontology annotation, biological process: ribose phosphate metabolic process; nucleoside phosphate metabolic process. The transcript has a single exon. Lineage: Eukaryota; Fungi; Ascomycota; Eurotiomycetes; Chaetothyriales; Herpotrichiellaceae. Gene Ontology annotation, cellular component: nucleus. Gene Ontology annotation, molecular function: ADP-ribose diphosphatase activity.
CAAACUGCAUCAUAUCAAUCAUCGUUCGAUUGCGUUUUGCUAGCCUUGGUUCGCUGUACACCACACCGUUCGUCCACGUCCCUGCGCAUAAAAUCCCGUCCAGCAGCUCGGUUUCCGUCCUCCCACAAUCCUCGACAACUCACAAUGUCUAAGCAGGAACCUCAAGUCGUGUCAAUCACCGAUCUCCCUCUGGAGAAAGCAAAAUGGGUCACCCUCAAGAAGAUCGACUUUAUCGACCAGACAGGCACACCUCGGACUUGGGAGGUUGCCAUCCGUAAGACCACCUCGAAAUCCGGCGUCGAUGCGGUCGCCAUGGGAACUAUCUUCGUACACCCUUCAAAACCUCCCAGUACCAUGCUGGUUAUACAAUAUCGUCCCCCAGUUGGCAAGUACACUAUCGAAUGGCCUGCGGGCCUGAUCGAUGCAGACGAGACGCCUGAGGAAGCUGCGGUCAGGGAGAUGAAAGAAGAGACAGGAUAUGAAGGGCGAAUACUCGAAAGUGGGCCCGUUGUAUCAAGUGACCCAGGUUUGACCAAUGCAACUCUCAAGCUGGUCAUGGUUGAGGUUAAGCUCCCGGAGGGUGAGGAGAACAUCAUGCCGGAUCAGAAAUUGGAUGAUGGCGAGCUGAUCGAGAGGGUCAUGGUGCCUUUGAGCGAAUUGUACGAUCGUCUGAUUCAGUGGAGCAAGGAGGAUAAGUACAUGAUCGCUGGGAAACUCUUUUAUUUCGCUGCAGGUAUGCACUUUGCGAAGAACAGCGGAUAUGUGUGAUCUCUGGGUGGUCAUGGUCCUUAAGCUCCUUGAAGCUAUUCAGCGCGGGCUUCAUGCCUGGUGACAAGCACGAAGACUCAGUUAUCACACACUGCUAGCGAGACAACAUCUGGCAAUCAAGGUCGCCUCCAGAUCUGCUGCUAGUUUGCAGGAGGGGAUUUCCGAGAAUGAUGGUAUCACUGAGGAAGUCAUACUG